This is a messenger RNA of Neocloeon triangulifer, 2346 nucleotides long. RefSeq lists its product as uncharacterized. The record is from RefSeq and is a predicted model, not a curated record. Lineage: Eukaryota; Metazoa; Arthropoda; Insecta; Ephemeroptera; Baetidae. The coding region runs from base 389 to 2080 and encodes 563 amino acids. The transcript is spliced from 8 exons.
CGAGACAACAGAGGGUGAAUUCUCCCUUCUCCCUUAUUUGUUAUUUUCUUGGUUUUCUUGUAAAAAGCCAGGUGCGGAUGUGCGGAACUGCGGACGCCGCCAACAGCAGAUGUUUGUCAGACAGUCAGGCGUCUUGAAAAACGAACAACUGCCUCCUAAUUUUCGUCAAUUUUCUUAAUUCAAUCCUAAAUUAUCCAGUUUUGAUUCCCGUUGAGACUGCUCUUCAUAGCCAGCAAUUAAUUUUCAGCUCGAUGACACGAAUUUUGGUAUCUGGCAAUUCCAAAGUUUAAUUUCUCCCUUGUCCAUCGUGUAAAGAGGGAAAUAAAAUUGUGGAUUAAAACAAAAAUAAAAAAAUCACCACGCUGUGUAAAAGUUGCUGCCCGGAGAAAUGGACGUCAAUAAUUACUGCGACUAUCAAAACAUGAGCUCAACUCAGAGGUCCGAGCUUGCAAACAAAAUUCGAUUAAGACGAAAUUUAGUGGCUUUACCUGAGAGUUUAUUCAAAUUGUCAAUCAAAGCAGUCUUUGCCAAUCGUGACCUUUUCUUCGACCAAGAGCAAAAUCCAUUCAGAUAUUUGCCUUGCUCUGUAAUCCAAGAGUUCCUCGCCUUGAUUGCAAAAGAGAGACACCCCAGAGGAGGACUUAUUCCAUACGCUCUCGAGACACAAUUUGUUCUGAAGCUCCUGAACCCCAAUGUUACCCAACUCGACCUUGGCAAAUUUAGACAGAAUAUCCAGUCGGAGUACGAAAUUUACAGGCACCUGGUGGAAAACUGUCCCAAAAUAGCUAAGAUUAUCAGGACGCAUAAAUUAAUUGACUUGGAACCUGUGUUCCCCAUGGAAGACCUGCGUCAGUGGAAAAAUCUGAAAUACAUUGGCCUGUUGAACUGUAUGUGCACCAACCUGAACCUGCAACAAAUACAGGAAGAAAUUCCUCUGCUUGUUGGAUUGGAAGUGUCUAUGGAAACCCUGACUGAAAAAUCGGUGGAGCAUUUUUCUAAAAUGCAGCACCUUCAACAUCUUGCCAUACAACCAGGGACGAGAGAAAAGUCGGUUGAUACUAAACUUUUGGUGAUGUGCGUUGGCAGCGUUCCAAAAUUGAAGACUUUCAAGCUCCAUAAUUUUGGUUAUGAUGAAAAUGAGGGAGAUCGAUUCAUAACUCUGUAUGGAGAAUUAUUCCCGAAAAAGAAAAUCACCAUUGACUUCAUAAGGGUGAGAACUCCUCUAGUUUUGUGGCCAGCGUGCUUGCACACCAAUGUCUUGGCUAUCGAGGAAGUCGAAAACCAAGACCACCAAGACGCUCUCGAGAACUUGGUAUCCAUGCCACUCCUCCCGAGAGAGGUUCGAGUUAAUAUCGACAGAAGUGUUGUCUACCCGAUCAUCAAUAAGAUAGGAAAGAAAAUCCGAGUAUUGACCCUGAGUGGUCCCUCUUUUGGCACACCUGCAAGUUUAUACAACAUUAUUGAAAAGUGUCCAAAUUUGGAAGUUCUAAAUUAUAACAAAUUAGUCCAAGCCCAGUUUGAAGAUGUUUACAGACCUUUGCCACUGAGCUACUUCAAAAAUUGGAAAAAAUUUUCUAUGUGUGACAUCGGACUUUUACAGGACAUCAGCAAACCUGAUUUUGAGGAUAACACGAUCACCAAUUUUGACCGUAUAUUCAAGAUGUUUUUGCUCGGGACGGAAAAUUACAAUCGUAAGCUGGAGGUCCUGACCCUUGCCCAAAUCAAAAUGCUGAACGAAGCUUUGGUGGAAAGCCCGUUGUGCCUCAACAACUUGGAAGAAGUUUGCGUCAACAUGUACAGGACCAGCAUUGUGGAGCCUGCACUCCAAAUGCUUCAAAGUCUGAUCUUCCGCUCACCUUAUCUCAAGAAAAUUGUGGCUUGCAUUUCCAGCUUGGAUCGUGUAGCUACUCACCGAGUCCUCACAAAAGACCACAAAUGGUUCACCCAGUUGACGGGGGAGGUUGGAUUGCAUGUCAAAGUUGUUUACACUGGUUCAGUCUUACCAGAAUCUGACAUCUAUCUAGAUUAUUUACCAGCCAAAGAAUUGCCAGACGAGGAAAACGAGGUUGUAUCUGUUUAAUUUGGUUGCUAUUUUUUUGAGGCAAAAAAUUAACUUUAGAGACGAAGAGAAUUAUAAUUUAAUAACUAUAGUUAAAUUUUUUGGCAUGACAUUCCAUUUUCUUAUGCCAAAAGUUUUUCUUACACAAAAUAAAUGCUCAUGCACACUUUUGUAGCAGUUAUUGAUUGAAACGAACAAGUGUUUGACGUAUUAAUAAAAUUACCAAUUCGCAGAAAUGUUAUGCAGAAAUAUAUCGGACUAAAUAAAUUAGGAAUUCUUCUUUAAAU